Messenger RNA from Rotaria socialis, 1632 nucleotides. NCBI's taxonomy places the organism in Eukaryota, Metazoa, Rotifera, Eurotatoria, Philodinida, Philodinidae. The record is from the annotation of a GenBank genome assembly.
AUGAAAGAUUUAUUGGUUCAGCUCGAGGAUUUACCUGAUGAAAUUCUUAUGUAUAUAUUUAAAAAAUUGUCCAAUGAUGAAGUGCUUUAUUCUUUAACGGAUGUUAAUCAACGACUCAAUAGAAUUGUACAUGAUACAAUAUUUACUCGUUAUUUAUGUUUACUAGAAUAUUGUGCAGACGACAAUUCUACCUAUCCAUUACCAGAUCCAAUACUUGAUCGAUUGUGUUCAAAAAUUUUACCUGCAAUUGGACACCAAAUUGAAAGUCUUUUUCUUGAACGAACAUCGAUAAAACGUGUUCUUCAUGCUACAAAUUAUCCUCAUUUAGUUGAUCUUGGUUUAUGUAAUUUUCACUUCGAAGACGCUAUGUCUCUGUUUUUUGAUCAAAAUCCUUUAGCUCAUAUAUUCAAGAAUCAAAUUUCAUCGCUCUUUAUCAGUUUUGGUACUGGAAACAAUUCGUUUCCAUUGGAAAGUAUCUAUUCACUUAUAUUUUCAUUAAUUUUGGCCAACUUUACUAAUUUACGAUGCUUAAAAUUCAAUUCAUCUUUAUCUUUUAAUGACACUACAACUUUUCAUGUGCCAGAUGAAACUACUAUCUCUUCAACUUUAUUAGAAUUACAUGUCAGUGUGGCAGAUAUGACAGACUGUAUGUGUAUGCUCGAUGGCCGUUUUGAUCAACUUCGUGUAUUUUAUAUUACUGUUUAUAGUAGUCUGCCGAGGUCUCUCAACUUUGAACAUGAGCAAAAGCUAUUACCAAACUUACGGAUUUUUUCUUUUUGCUGCAAGGAGAAGAUAAAUAAUUUUGAUGAAUCAAUUGUGCCACUUCUACGUCGAAUGUUAAAUUUAGAAGAACUUGAUUUAAAUAUUAUAGUUAAAUCUAAUGAAAAAUUUAUUGAUGGUGAUACAUUGAAGAAAGAUAUUAUUAUUUAUAUGCCACGAUUAUAUAAAUUCACAUUUAAUAUCUGUUCAACCAUUGAUCAUCGUAAUCAAACUAAUUUCCAGUUAAAUAAACAUAUUGAGAAAACAUUUAAAUAUUUUUCUAAUAAUCAAAUCAUAACUUGUAUUGAUCAUUUUCAAGAAGAAGGAUAUAGUCAAUGUCAUAUUUAUUCAUAUCCAUAUAAAUUGAAAGUUUACAAGAAUAUAACAAAUAAUUUUCGAGGUGGAUUAUUUACCAGUGUUACUCAAGUAUCAUUAUAUGAUGAACGUCCAUUUGAACAUGAAUUUUUUCUUCAAAUUCAAAAAUCGUUUCCAUUUUUGAAAGAAUUAACAAUAAAAAAUCGAAAAGCACAAAAUAAUAAACAAUAUAUAAAAUCAAAUAACGAUAAUCAAGUAUUGUCAAUUAUUGAAUAUCACAAACUUACUCGACUUGAUCUUACUAACACUCAUGAUGAUUAUGUUGAACUAUUUUUAUUUGAUACGAAAAUGUCUUUGCCAAAUAAUCUUCAUCUUUGUGUCGAUUAUCAAAUAUUGGAAAGAGUGACAUACUAUUUUACAAGAUAUAUAUCACGAAAUAAUUGUGAAAAACUUGCUGCUCUAUAUUGUUAUCCAGUGGAUCGAAUCGAUGAACGUGUCCAAAACUAUUUUCCUCUUACAUGUAUCCACCGUGCCGUUGAUUUUGUAAUAUCUAAAUAA